AUGCAUGUGCUUUUAACAAAUGAUGACGGGCCCAUUAAUGAUGGGUCUUGUCCAUAUAUGAAAUACUUGGUUGAUGAAAUCAGACAAAACACCGAUUGGGAUCUCUCAAUCGUUAUUCCGGAUCAACAGCGGUCAUGGAUAGGAAAAGCACAUUUUGCUGGUAAGCCAUUGGUUGCGACAUACGUAUACACUAAAUACUCUACAGGGGAACCCAAUCCCGAUAUCAACAAAUUUGAGGGUCCAUUUGACCAACCAGUCAACAAAUACGCGGACAACAAAGAAUACCAAGAGUGGUGCCUUAUAAAUAGCACACCAGCGGCAUGUGCAGAUAUAGGUAUCCACCACUUAUACAGGCAUUCCAAAAACAAACCAAUUGACUUGGUUGUAAGUGGACCGAAUUUCGGAAAGAAUUCGAGUAAUCUUUAUAUUCUUGCUAGUGGAACCGUUGGAGCCGCGAUGGAGGCGGUUACACAUGGUAUAAAAGCUAUAGCAUUGAGUUAUGCAUUUAACAGCAUGGACCACGAUUUCAAUACAUUAAAGGAAGCUGCCAAGAUUUCAGUCAAAUUGAUUGAAAAGUUGUACUUGGAGCUAAAGCAUCACCCUGAAAUAGAUUUGUUCUCAAUCAAUAUUCCAUUAGUUGAUUCACUUAGACUUGGCCAUACAAGGAUUGAAUAUGCGCCAAUAUUACAAAAUCAAUGGGGCUCUAUAUACACUCCACGAGACGCUUUAAACGACAAAGGACAGAUCCAGUUUGACUGGACUCCUGACUUCAAACGUGUCUAUAAAGAUGGACUCAUCGACCACAAUCAUACCGAUAGUAGAGUUUUGUUGAAAGAAGGGAUUAGUGUGACACCUUUGAAAGCAGCAUUUGAGCAGUUGUCAACCUUAACAGGGGAAAUCAAUCUCAACGAAAAAGUGGAUUCGUCAUCUCCCAGAAAAACAUUGUUGAUUACUGUACCGAAAGACGUUUACGUGUAUGAGCCUUUAGUGCAAGCAUUCAAGGCCCUCGGUUAUAAUGUCACGUCCGAUCCCAAUCUGGUACCAAGUGAGUCUCCAAUGUUCCAUUAUGGUGAGUAUGAAGAUAUAAAUCUUGAUUUAAUCCAUGACAAAAACUACUUUAUCCCUUCCUACAUUUAUCGAAAAGCUUUGAUACGAAAGCACUACCUUGCCAAUACUGUACAUCAAUAUGUCGUUAAACAUCCAGAUUCAAUUUUAAAGAGGGCAGUUCCUGAAAACUACCAACUUGAACUUGACUAUGCUGAGUUUCUAGACGACUCACUCGAUGAGGCCUACGAACUAAGAGAUGCUAUAGAAAUGGGCGAUAAAGCAUGGAUUGUAAAGCCAAGUAUGAGUGAUAAAGGUCAAGGUAUAAGUAUCUUCAAAACAGUGGACCAAUUGCAAGCCAUUUUCGAUGCAUUUGAUAAUGAUGAUGAUGAAGAUAUUGGGGAUGAAGAGGGAGAUGGAGACCACAAAAAAAAACAGGGCAAUGGCUUAAUAUUGUCUCAUUUGAGACAUUUCAUUGUACAAGAAUAUAUUGCCAAUCCAUUAUUGCUUCUGGCGUACGGUAACAAAAAGUUUCACUUGAGAACCUACGUAGUUUGUCAAGGAAAUUUAAAAGUCUUUGUAUACAAGAAUAUCUUGGCAUUGUUUGCUGGGGAAACAUAUAAACAACCAACUACUAAUACCAAAGGACAGAUUGUUUUGAAUGGACACUUGACAAAUACUUGCUUACAAGAAGACGAAGACCCUUUGGUUGUUCCAUUUUGGAAGUUGAAAGGGAUUUCCCAAAGUGACAAAGACAAAAUAUUUGACGAGUUAUGUGAAAUAACGGGUGAACUAUUCAAGGCAGCUACCACCGUAGACAAGUUAAACUUUCAACCAUUAGACAAUGCAAUUGAAAUAUUUGGUGUGGAUUUUUUGGUUGAUGAAGAUUGCAAUGUCUUUUUACUAGAAGCAAAUUCAUAUCCUGACUUUAAACAAACUGGAGAUGAUUUGAAGGAUCUCAUUUACAAGCUAUUCAAGCUAGUUGCAGGUGAUAUCGUCGAUCCUUUGCUUACAAAGUCGGAGAAGCCUGCAGUGGAUGGUAACUUGAAACAAGUCUUCUAA
This is a messenger RNA of Lodderomyces parapsilosis, 2106 nucleotides long. RefSeq names its product putative tubulin tyrosine ligase. Gene Ontology annotation, cellular component: P-body. Bases 1 to 2106 code for a protein of 701 amino acids. Gene Ontology annotation, molecular function: hydrolase activity. The transcript has a single exon. The record is from RefSeq and is a predicted model, not a curated record. Gene Ontology annotation, biological process: protein modification process. NCBI's taxonomy places the organism in Eukaryota, Fungi, Ascomycota, Pichiomycetes, Serinales, Debaryomycetaceae.